CGCCGGGCCUGGGACUCCUGCUGCGGCGGCCGCGCUCCGGGGCCGCGCUCCGCCCGCGCCAGCAUGAAGGACCGGCUGGAGCAGCUGAAGGCGAAGCAGCUGACGCAGGAUGACGACGCUGACGAGGUGGAGAUCGCCAUUGACAACACAGCCUUCAUGGAUGAGUUCUUCUCCGAGAUUGAAGAAACUCGGCUCAACAUUGACAAGAUCUCAGAGCAUGUGGAGGAGGCGAAGAAACUCUACAGUAUCAUCCUCUCUGCACCCAUCCCGGAGCCGAAAACCAAGGAUGACCUGGAGCAGCUCACCUCGGAGAUCAAGAAAAGGGCCAACAACGUCCGCAACAAACUAAAGAGCAUGGAGAGGCACAUCGAGGAAGAUGAGGUGCGGUCGUCUGCGGACCUUCGGAUUCGGAAAUCCCAGCACUCUGUCCUCUCUCGGAAGUUUGUGGAGGUGAUGACCAAGUACAAUGAGGCGCAGGUGGACUUCCGUGAACGCAGCAAAGGGCGAAUCCAGCGGCAGCUUGAGAUCACUGGAAAGAAGACUACAGAUGAGGAGCUGGAAGAGAUGCUGGAGAGUGGCAACCCUGCCAUCUUCACUUCCGGGAUCAUCGACUCCCAGAUUUCCAAGCAAGCCCUCAGUGAGAUCGAGGGUCGGCACAAGGACAUCGUGCGGCUGGAGAGCAGCAUCAAGGAGCUCCACGACAUGUUCAUGGACAUCGCCAUGCUGGUGGAGAACCAGGUCAGGACAGGUGGCCCGGGAAGGGAGCUGGGGCGCUGGCCUGGAGUGCAUGCUGCUUGCCGGGAUUCCCCUCGUGCUGCCCUCCUGCCCUCACAGCUGGACUUCACCUUCGCUCCUUGUCCCCCACCUCUGGUGCCAUCCUCUCUCCACUGCAGGCUUCUCAGCCACACCUUUCUUCACCAGGAAACUUCCUAUGACAUUGGGUGCAAAUAAACUAUUUAUGAGUUGCGCAAAGGGAGGACAAAUUUAUGAAAAUGAGUUGGGGGUGGGGCGAAGCACGGAUCACAGCAGCACACUACUGUUUGGAUGGAGGUGUAGGGUGGGGCCUGCAGGGCGCAGAGCAGCCCCGCCCCUGCGUUUAGGUCACACUUGCCCCCGUGAGUGCCUGCAGGGAGGGUUGCAGCUCACCCAGUGUCUCAGUUAAUACCCGGACAGCCAAAAUUAGAGGAAACUGAUUCAGCUCAGUCUGUGGAGGUUUCAGCCCAUAAGCUGCUGGCUCCAGCACAGAACGGCACAUGGCAGAGGCAACAGCUCAUGGCGCAGGGGACCAAAAGCAAGAGGCCUUCCUGACCUCGCUCUGCCUCUCUUUUGUAUGUAGACUGCUGGAAGUAGGGUGGUGCCCCAUCGGCUGAUCCAGUGAUCACACUCCCUUAGUCCCGGCACUGCGCUCCAGACCCAGCCACCGCUGAGAGAGCCCCAUCUAAGAGCAUGAGGCUUGGGCCAGGGCCUGGAGAGCGGGGCGGACACCCAGCCAGCAGGUCUUUGGCGAAUGCUCGCUGCUUAGGGCUCCUCCAGUUGCGCCCUGCAGCAAGCCUAUCUCGCUUCCUUCCUCAGCGUGAGGCUUAUCCAAGGACGAGCAUCACUGUCUUGCUCACCGCGUCCCCACAGCUUGGCACGACGCCUGCCACUCACAGGUGCGCAGGUACUUGCUGACUAACGUAGAGUUAGGCUGUGAUUUCAUUCAUGGAUGGAUCACGGGUUUCUGGCUAAGUCAUCAAUGGGAACACAGCUUACUGCCAUCAGAGGCUGUCAAGCUGGCUGGCCAGGGACUGAGGCAUGAUGCAGACGCCCCACAGGAGCCCCAACCACAGGGGCCAGGCUGCUUCGAGGGAUGGUGAUCAUGGGGUUCUCUCAGUACCUCCAUUCCACAGGCGAGGUUACCGCAGGAGAGUGGCCUGGAGCCUGAAUCCAGACCCCAGCAGAAGUUCUAGGUAGGACUCCCCCUGCCAACAGUGCCAUUGGAGCUCACGACAAAGGAGACAGACAGUAGCUCUUGUUUAGGGCUGCUAUCUCUUUUACUCAAAAAUAAGUGUUUCAUCUUGAAUCAACACAUUUCAAAUCACCUGGAAGGGCCUCAGCCCUCCAGGCACGGCAGGGACCUCCCUUUCCUCAGCUCACCAACUGCUACUUCAGUGCUUUCUGCAAACCGCUUUCUGGGGCCACGCUCCAUUGCCCUCACCUCCCCCACACCACGAGCUGACGCUGUUCGCGGCACGGACACCAAGGUGGCCCAAACCCUGUCCCUACUCAAGAUCGGUGUGUUCGGCUUUAGAACCGGCUAUAUGUCUGAUAGCUUAGUGAUCAUUACAUUGGAAGGGGGUCAC
This is a messenger RNA of Octodon degus (degu), 2342 nucleotides long. It is a transcript of the gene Stx3, whose product is annotated as syntaxin 3. The transcript has 9 exons. Gene Ontology annotation, biological process: synaptic vesicle fusion to presynaptic active zone membrane; exocytic insertion of neurotransmitter receptor to postsynaptic membrane; intracellular protein transport. Bases 64 to 951 code for a protein of 295 amino acids. Lineage: Eukaryota; Metazoa; Chordata; Mammalia; Rodentia; Octodontidae. Gene Ontology annotation, molecular function: SNARE binding; SNAP receptor activity. The record is from RefSeq and is a predicted model, not a curated record. Gene Ontology annotation, cellular component: postsynapse; presynaptic active zone membrane; SNARE complex.